UAUCAAUUAAAGAUUUCGAGAUCUGCUGUCUUCCGUACUACACUAGUACUGACCUAUAGACUAACUCAUGAUAGAAUCACUAUUAUUUUCAUUUCUUUUAUCUUCUUUUACGCUUACUGAUAGAUGGAAUCCCACUUAGGGGUUCCUCAAUGCCUUCUAGAGCUGCGCCGGUCGCGUCGCGUCGGUCAUCCGGCGCGACCCUCCCAAUGCCUGUAUGCAAAGAGCCUCUGAAGCCCAGUCAUGACAAUUCCAAUGCCAGCUCUAGUCAGAAGUCCAACAGCGCUGUUGAGACCUUAGAAGAUUUACUGAAACCUUCAAUUGUUGUCAAGCCACAUCCCCCAAAGCUAUCUGUCCAACCACGCAGUCUUCAACCUUUGAUGCUUCUUCCUCGAGAAUACCUCCAGCUAUCGUACCUUGACCUAUCUGUGCCAAAUGGAAGUUUCGAAUACUCCCGCUUCUUUGAGUCGAGUAUCAAAAUUCUCGAUCUCGAAGGCCGUUUCGGAUCUCGCCCUGUUGUUCUCAUCGCUCGACUAGAGUCCGAUAAGUCUAUCUAUGCGCUGGAGCGACAGAAGGGUGGCUUAUAUACUCUCUGCCACAUUGGCUCUUGGGUGGACCUCCAGGACCUCGAGAAGGUUGCUACAGUGUCUUUGCCCCAACUAGUUAAAAAGGAGACCACUACUUCGAAAGAUUCUCGCCCUCCUCCUGUACCCCCAUUGACUACCCCUCAAUUGCACCAUGAGACAAAGAAGAGGAGACUUGCGAUCGAAGCUUUAGAGUCAAUCGUAAAGAAGCCCGUAAGGCCUCGUUCGGCGUCAAGUACAUCCCAGCUUCUACCCGUGGGACCGCCCACACCUGGACAACCCGGUACCGAAUCUCAAGUUGAAAGUGCGCGUAUUCUUAGGGAUGAACUACCCACUGGCGUACUUGAGGCUCAAAGGGAAAGUCAAGCGGCGAAGGCACCCGAGGUAGACGAUUUGUUGAAUGCGCCCACUGCAGGAGUCAUAUUUGAAAAUAUCAGGAACCAGUAUUUUGAGUCCCUCUAUCACUCAAUGGGUUCCCUUGGAUAUUUUGCGAAAGGACCUCUAUCUCGAGCACGUGCCGCCUUUCAUCUCGACUGUGAUUCGAACCUUGAGAUGAGCGACCUGAUAGGAUUUUUGAGGAGCCUUGUUAUGACGACAGCGCAGAUCGACAAGAAGUACCGGGAGACAAUUCCGGGGAUAAUCGCCAAGAUGAAGCCCAUGUUUGAAGAUUCCGACGCUGAACAGGCGAACGCCAAGACCAAGAAGCGAAAAGUCAAGAAAAUGAAGCUUGGUAAAGACGGCCUGUAUCCGAUGGAAGACGAUCGUAUCAGGAAAUGGUGGGAUGCUCGUAAACCACAGUCGAAACGCGAUGAGGAUAUGACAACGACUGAUACCGAGUCUCACGAAACCAAGCUUCAAAUAGCCUGGCUACGGUCCAGGGAGACCCAAUUACAGAUGAUCAUCAUCCUCGAGAUCCUUGCAUUAGAACCAGUAGUGGCAUCUCGGAAUGAAGGAGAUUCUCAGCUCCCAGGCCUGCCUGGCCUUGAGCCGACAGCGGAGCCGCCUAAGGAAACCCCUCCUAAGAAAGGCAAAGGCCGUAAUAAUCUACCACUACUUGUCGAUCUUCAUGCGGAUCGACUAUGUAUCUGGCAGUCCACUUCGCUGGACGGGGUUAAGUUCCUCGCUGGCCAGGAGAGUCAGGAACAAAACACUCAGAAAGCGCUAGACCCUUUGAAGGAUUUCUGUGUCGAUAUUAUCGUCCCAUUCUUCUCUGCAAGGUUGCCAGAACAGUCCGACAGCAUUAGCCGUAAGUUGGGUGGGCCGCUUAUGAUGCCGCCGCCGCCCAAACCUAAGGUGAAGAAGCCGGAGCCUGUGCCGAAACCGAAGCCAAAGCCUGGCUCGGCAGCAAAGCGUCCAGGGGUAUCCAAGUCAAAGUCUUCUGGAUCGCUUGAAAAGGUCCUCUCUAGGGAAUCUGAGAAGCACCGGCGAAGUAUGUCGCGCGGCCCGAGCGGAGUAAUCGCUUUGAUGCGUUCUACUACGACUCCCAUGUUAAAGCGGGAGGCGAGCGAGCCGCUGUCUCUAAAGAGCAUCCCCAGAGCUGAUUCGGCGCCGUUAAGAGAAAAGGCUCCGCGCCCGCUGACAGCAGCACCUCCCAAACGAAAAACUGGCGAGGAGAAGGCGAAGAAAGAGGCCCUAGUCCAAGCAGAGCUUCAAGAUGCUAUAUCCGCCCUCAGACGGCCUAACAGAGAUGUCGUGGGCAAGGAUAUGGCGGAGGCAGCAGAAAGACGAGCCAAUACUAGUCUUUCUCAGCUGAAGAAAGCACGCAAGCCGACGCAGCACACACGUCCCCAGGACAGUAUAGUCAAAGCUACGCCUGUGGGGAAACGGUAUAAAGAUGUGUUUGGCACGAGUGCGGGUCACCGACAAACUCCUCGAGGCUUGGGGGCCCACGAACCAAGCAGUACUCCAUUCUCCUUAGUUCCAUCCUCAGGGGCCAAAAAACGCACCCACGAGUCGGCGUUCACUCUAGAGAGUUCGCCGAGCAUUACCCGUUCUGAGCCAUUUCCACAAAUCAAAGCGACCCCGGUCAAGCAAUCAAGCCUUAAGCAGAGUUUCUUGUCCGUCCCCAAACAUGAUGACGAAGAUAUACUUGCGUCAUCGCCUAUCAUGUCUCGAAAGUCGUCGUCUUUAUCAUUCCACGAUAGCGGGAUCGGAUUCGAUGAGCUUGUCGAGACACCUGUUAAGCCUCGUGCUGUCCCUAUUCCGUCGGAUGGGAUCGUGGCUGGAACACCGACCAAGCGGAGGAUCCUCGAAUCGACUGCUGCUAAUGGCAGCAGUAGUGUUAGUAAUACCACCGCCGAGCCUGCUCGGAAGCUUUCGAUUUACGAAAGGCUUGGCUGGGACGAUGACUUAGACGAGCUUGGCUAAGUUCUGUAACGAGCAUUGGAAGAAUCUAUGUAAGGAUAGAUUCUAAGAGUUGCUACUGGGCACACAUGAUGACGAGUCAUGAAGCGAUAUGAAAGCAUACGAGGCGUUGAGGCAUUGUACUUUUUGUAAUCAUAGCAUUUUGGAACGGGGCAUAGCAAGCAGCAUUGCAAGCAGCAUUGGCAUGAUGAUACACCUAAUAAAUGAUGAGACUUUAUUUGCUAAUGUUGAACUUUGAACCUUGGGAUAAGGAAUAAGAGUUAUUAUUAAGGGAUCCAUAGUCGUAGCUAACAUUAGCAUGGUGCUUUUGGUCUGUGAGAACUUGAUUAUCUAUCACCUUUGAUGAAUUUGGACCUAAUCAUGGUUUAGGGGUCGAAGGAUCUCUUGGAAUAAUAA
Messenger RNA from Annulohypoxylon truncatum, 3341 nucleotides. Its product is annotated as DNA replication regulator SLD3-domain-containing protein. Gene Ontology annotation, cellular component: DNA replication preinitiation complex. Lineage: Eukaryota; Fungi; Ascomycota; Sordariomycetes; Xylariales; Hypoxylaceae. Gene Ontology annotation, biological process: DNA replication initiation. Bases 150 to 2948 code for a protein of 932 amino acids. The transcript has 5 exons. The record is from RefSeq and is a predicted model, not a curated record.